AAGUUUUGCGACCGUGCCGGCAGAGAGGCAUUGCGCCAGGUUCCCUGGGAGAGCGCGGAGCGGAAGCGGAAGCAGAUACGCUGGCGCCGGCGGCGGGGUGGCCAGGAACGGAAGCGGAAGUGGCGGCGGCGCCGGCCUGGCCUGGCCUGGCUGAAGGGAGGCGGCAGGCUGGCGCGAUGGCGGAGGCCGGGCCACAGGCGCCGCCGCCCCCGGGUACUCCAAGCCGGCAUGAGAAGAGCUUGGGACUUCUCACUACCAAGUUCGUGUCGCUUCUGCAGGAGGCCAAGGACGGCGUGCUUGACCUCAAGCUGGCAGCUGACACCCUAGCUGUGCGCCAGAAGCGGCGGAUUUACGACAUUACCAACGUGCUGGAAGGUAUUGGGCUGAUCGAGAAAAAAUCCAAGAAUAGCAUCCAGUGGAAGGGUGUGGGGCCUGGUUGCAAUACCCGGGAGAUUGCGGACAAGCUGAUUGAGCUCAAGGCAGAGAUCGAGGAGCUGCAGCAGCGAGAGCAAGAACUGGACCAGCACAAGGUGUGGGUGCAGCAGAGCAUCCGGAACGUCACAGAGGACGUACAGAACAGCUGCUUGGCCUACGUGACUCAUGAGGACAUCUGCAGAUGCUUUGCUGGAGACACCCUCCUGGCCAUCCGGGCUCCAUCGGGCACCAGCCUGGAGGUACCCAUCCCAGAGGGCCUCAAUGGGCAGAAGAAGUACCAGAUUCAUUUGAAGAGUGUGAGUGGCCCCAUCGAGGUGCUGCUGGUGAACAAGGAGGCAUGGAGCUCGCCGCCUGUGGCAGUGCCUGUGCCACCCCCUGAAGAUCUGCUCCAGAGCCCACCUGCUGUCUCUACCCCUCCAACUCCACCCAAACCUGCUAUGGCCCUGACCCAGGAUGCCUCACGCCCAAGUAGUCCCCAGAUGACUACCCCCACCUGUGUACCCGGCAGCAUCGAAGCCCAAGGGGUGACCAGUCCAUCAGCUGAAAUCACAGUGAGUGGCGGCCCUGGAACCAAUAGCAAGGACAGUGGUGAGCUCAGCUCACUUCCGCUGGGCCCGACAGCACUGGACACUCGGCCACUGCAGUCCUCUGCCCUGCUGGACAGCAGUAGUAGCAGCAGCAGCAGCAGCAAUAGCAGUUCAUCUGGACCCAACCCUUCUACCUCCUUUGAGCCCAUCAAGGCAGACCCCACAGGUGUUCUGGAACUCCCCAAAGAACUGUCAGAAAUCUUUGAUCCCACACGAGAGUGCAUGAGCUCAGAGCUGCUGGAGGAGCUGAUGUCCUCAGAAGCCUGGUGUUUUCUGCAGUGUUUGCCCCUCUUCUCCGCCUUUCUCCGCCCCCUGGAGACCAUGAUUACAUCUACAACCUGGACGAGAGUGAAGGUGUCUGUGACCUCUUUGAUGUGCCUGUUCUCAACCUCUGACUGACGGGGGACAUGCCCUGUGUGGCUGGGACACAGACUGUCUAACCUGAGGGCUGCUUGGGGACCUCCCCCCAUCCCACUCCUACCCAGCUUGAGAGCCACAGACUCCUGGCUUCCCCAGCCUUCCUGACUGCACAGUUCUGGCCAAAACUCCCACUACACCACCGGCACCAGUACAGGGCUGGGAGAGCAGGGGAAAGGGGCUCAGGGGAAAGGGGAAAGGUCUCCUCCAUGGUGGAGCCAGAAUAUUUGCCUCUCCUGUACUGUGGCUUUCCCUACCUUGUGCCCUCCCCGAGCCCAGGCUCGGCUGCUACACCUAGUGUCACAGAAUGAAAACCCGAAUUCACGCCGUAGAGCAACUUGUUCCUGCCAGGUCCUCCCCCUCAGGGAGGGAAGCUGGGGUGGAGCGGAGCACUUGCCAGCACCACCCCUAGCCUCCUUCACUUCUUCCCACCCCGUGACCCUACAGCACCUCCUGCACCUCUCCUGUAUCUCCCUUCUGCCUGGCCUUUAGCCUUGAGAACCUGUAGGUGGUGGUGGUGGGUGCUAACAGAAAGGAGCAGAGGUCUCUAGCUAGGAAUCUGGGCAGGUGAGUCCCUGAGGAUUGGCCCAACCUCCUGCUGUCCCAUAGCCCACCUCUAUUCAUUUACCCUCAUUUAGAGCCAUUUGCAGAGAUUUAGAAAGAUUUGCAGUAACAAUGGAUUCCUAUAUAAAGAUUAUUUUUAUACUUUUUGCAGCAAAAGAAAAUUGUAAUAUUUGUACAGUGUCCAAGUGAAUAAAGAUCUUGCCUAAG
Rhinolophus ferrumequinum (greater horseshoe bat) is the source of this 2210-nucleotide messenger RNA. It is a transcript of the gene E2F4, whose product is annotated as E2F transcription factor 4. The record is from RefSeq and is a predicted model, not a curated record. Bases 177 to 1421 code for a protein of 414 amino acids. The transcript has 10 exons. Gene Ontology annotation, cellular component: RNA polymerase II transcription regulator complex. Gene Ontology annotation, molecular function: RNA polymerase II cis-regulatory region sequence-specific DNA binding; protein dimerization activity; DNA-binding transcription factor activity, RNA polymerase II-specific. Gene Ontology annotation, biological process: regulation of transcription by RNA polymerase II. Lineage: Eukaryota; Metazoa; Chordata; Mammalia; Chiroptera; Rhinolophidae.